AAUACAAUAAAAUAAACCAAAUUGACCUGUGCCCUAGCCCCUCUCAUCUUCAUCUUCGAUCUUCUCUGCCUCUCGCACUUGAGUCGCGACUCACCCAUCCACCACCGGCCAACCUCUCCUCUCAACUCUCCAUAUCGUCAGCUGUUCUUCUUCUCUGACCCUCCUACAAUUGUGAAGAUUGAAGACUGAAAUCUUCUGGGCCUGAUGAUUUUGAAGAAUAAAAUUAGUAAACAUUAGCAACUUCUCAGGCUCUUGACUCUCACUGCCAAGUCUGCCUUGAUGGACUAUCCCUGCCACUCCUCAGUCGUUUCUGAUUCAAAAACUCCAUCGAAGCUAGCUGCCAUGUUUUGAGUUAUCGUGUAUAGAUAUUGAUCGUUGGAUUUUGGGGUUCAAUUUUCUGGAUAUUCAACUAUUAAUUAAUUGAAGGUGGAGGAAAAAUGUCUUUUGAUCUUAUGUUGAAGCCAUCAUGUAGUGGAUGUGGUUCCACCACAGACUUAUAUGGAAGCAACUGCAAGCACAUGACUCUAUGCUUGACUUGUGGCAAAACCAUGGCUGAGAAUCGCGGAAAAUGCUACGAUUGUGGUGCUGCAGUAACUCGCUUGAUUCGGGAAUACAAUGUCCGAGCUAGUCCUUCCAGUGACAAGAACUACUUUAUUGGUAGAUUUGUGACAGGGCUACCAAGUUUUUCAAAGAAGAAAAAUGCUGAGAAUAAAUGGUUGCUCCAAAAAGAAGGACUUCAAGGACGUCAACUAACUGAUGCAUUGCGGGAGAAAUACAAGAAUAAACCUUGGCUAUUGGAGGAUGAAACAGGCCAGUUUCAAUACCAAGGUCAUCUUGAAGGCUCACAAUCAGCAACUUACUAUCUAUUGAUAUUGCAGGGGAAAGAGUUUGUUGCUAUUCCUGCUGGUUCUUGGUAUAACUUUAACAAGGUUGCUCAAUAUAAGCAACUUACUUUGGAGGAAGCGGAAGAGAAGAUGAGGAACAGGAGAAAGACUGCAGAUGGAUACCAAAGAUGGAUGAUGAAAGCUGCAAAUAAUGGAGCUGCUGCAUUUGGUGAGGUGGAAAAGUUUGAAGAUAAAGAAAGUGGAACAGCUGGUGGAAGGGCACGUAAAAAAGCAGGUGGUGAUGAUGAAGAAGGCAAUGUGUCCGACAGGGGAGAAGAAGAUGAAGAGGAGGAGGCAGCAAGGAAAAAUAGGCUUGGACUUAACAAACGUGGUGGUGACGACGAUGAGGAAGGUCCAAGGGGAGGAGAUCAUGAUAUUGACGAUGAUGAUACUGAGAAAGGUGAUGAUUGGGAGCAUGAAGAAAUUUUCACUGAUGAUGAUGAAGCAGUUGGUAAUGAUCCGGAGGAACGGGAAGACUUGGCCCCUGAGGUUCCUGCUCCUCCAGAAAUCAAGCAGGAUGAAGAUGAUGAAGAUGACGAGAAUGAGGAAGGUGGACUGAGUAAAUCUGGCAAGGAGUUGAAGAAGCUUCUUGGGAGAGCUGGUGGACUGAAUGAUUCAGAUGCAGAUGGCGACGAUGAUGAUGAGGAUAUGGAGGAAGAUGAUCUUUCUCCUGUAUUGGCUCCAAAGAAGGAUGCACCUAAGGAGGAACCUGCUGAUAACAGUCCUGCAAAACCAAUGCCUUCUGGUUCUGCUAAAGGGACCCCAUCUACUUCCAAGUCUGCAAAGGGAAAAAGAAAAUUAAAUGGUGAUGAUGCAAAAACAUCUGCUGGCGGACCUCAAAAGAAGGUGAAGGCAGAAAAUGAAUUAAAACCUACUGUGAAAGAAGAAAGUGUGCCUACUGCUAAAAGUAGUGCAACUCCUAAAGGGUCACCAUCAUCACUGAAAACAGGGUCAACUUCACCCGUCACUGAAGAAGAGAUCAGGGCUGUUUUGUUGCAAAAUGGGCCCGUGACCACACAGGAUCUUGUUGCUAGGUUUAAAUCACGACUGAAAGGUUCUGAGGAUAAGAAGGCUUUUGCAGAAAUCCUGAGGAGAAUUUCUAAGAUUCAGAAGACUGGCGGAUCUAGCUACGUUGUUAUCAAGAGAUAGAUGAUCCUUUUUCUUUCUGCUACAGAUUUUAUCUUAUUGAAUUGCAAGUUUCUAAGAUUCAGAAAGACUAGCAGAUUUAGCUACAUGUUAUUAAGAGAUAAUUAUUCUUUUUUCUGCCAAUUGCAUAUAAUCUUAUUCUAACUACAAAUGCAUCUAUCCUUGUGAAUUCUA
Molecule: messenger RNA, 2204 nt
Organism: Hevea brasiliensis (rubber tree)
Lineage: Eukaryota; Viridiplantae; Streptophyta; Magnoliopsida; Malpighiales; Euphorbiaceae
Product: transcription initiation factor IIF subunit alpha
Exons: 10
Coding region: 438-2033 (531 amino acids)
Biological process (GO): transcription initiation at RNA polymerase II promoter; positive regulation of transcription elongation by RNA polymerase II
Cellular component (GO): transcription factor TFIIF complex; nucleus
Molecular function (GO): RNA polymerase II general transcription initiation factor activity; DNA binding; TFIIF-class transcription factor complex binding
Source: RefSeq, a predicted model, not a curated record